This is a messenger RNA of Astyanax mexicanus (Mexican tetra), 1950 nucleotides long. RefSeq lists its product as uncharacterized. The transcript is spliced from 5 exons. Lineage: Eukaryota; Metazoa; Chordata; Actinopteri; Characiformes; Acestrorhamphidae. The record is from RefSeq and is a predicted model, not a curated record. The coding region runs from base 1127 to 1621 and encodes 164 amino acids.
ACAAUGGAGGUAUAAAUAUCUGAUUAAGAAAUCUGGUAAAGAGAGCUGUAUUUUAUCUCAGUAAUGGUAUUUCUCAGUGUUUGUAAACUCUUAACCAGAAUAUUCUGGGAUUUCUCAGUCUGUGCGUGAGUGAAAACAGCAGAAAUAAGUGAGCAGUGUUUAACACACAAGAUAAAGACCCAACCCUUUUGAAGCAUCACUUAACCUGAAUUUAAAUAAUAAUUUCUAGCUGAUGUAUUUUGAAGUUCGGGUAUUACAUGUUUUGUUUAAUCAGGUCUAAUUCUGUGAGUUGAUUGGCCAAUUGUAAAGUAAAAAUCGGAUUAUUGAUCUACUUAUGUAAACUCAGUUUUCCCGUAAGUUCAUGUUUAUGCACUAAAUAUGUUGUGCAGUACUAGUGCUCCUCAUUUAUCCUUUACAAUGGCUGCAAAUAUUGACUCUUGUUUCUGUUUUAUGUGCACAGUACUAUUCAUAUACAGCUCUGGAAAGAAAAGGGACCACUUAAAAAUGAUAAGUUUCUUUGAUUUUGCACCAGGAGUGAAGGCAUAAAGUUAUCCAAAAGCAGUGUGUAAGACUGGUGGAGGAGAACAUGCCAAGAUGCAUGAAAACUGUUUAAAAAACAGGGUUAUUCCACCAAAUAUUGAUUCUGAACUCUAUAAAACUUUAUGAUUAUGAACUUGUUUUCUUUGCAUUAUUUGAGGUCUGAAAGCAUGGCAUCUUUUUUGUUAUUUCAGUAAUUUCUCAUUUUCUGCAAAUAAAUGCUCUACAUGACAAAAUUUGUAUUUGGAAUUUGGGAGAAAACAUGAAACUACAAUGGUCUCUUAAUUUUUUUCCAGAGCUGUAUUUAUUAUGUAACUACAGCAUCUUCUGCUGUCUAAUCUUCAUAAUCUACACAUGCCUCUGGUCUGUUGAUGUCUGCCUAUUUACCAGGGAGAAUUAGAGGAGCUCAGGAGUUCAGGUGUCUUCUGUGUUGUCUUACUUCAGUUAAAAGCAGCAUUGAUGUCCAGAGCAAUUAGCUAAUCUUGCUCUCUGCGAGGCUGGGAUUGCAGAGCAACCUAAGCUUGAAUGGCGUAAUGGGAUUGCAGGGGAUGUCUGCAUCCAUUGUUGAUAGCCACGAAGGGACAUCUCGAUGUCUGCGGCCUCGCCGGCAAAUACAAUGCUGGACACAGCAAAGAAGCAAACUGCUGCAUGUGUGGAGCGACCUGGCUUUAGACAUCACAAAAAAGAGAGCUAUGUGUGCCACCCACCUCUGUCCCGGCAGAGCACAGAGGGCAGCGAGGAGGGCACUCCGGUCCGCAAACUAAACGGCUCCCCCAUCGAGUGUCCCAGCCACCAGAACCUCCACAAAGAGCUGCUGCUCAGCCAUAAGAGGGGUCUGUUGCUGGAGGAGAAGCCAGAGCUGCAGAGAGUCCUGGAGCAGCGCAGGUUGGAGCAGCACCGAGAGCAGGAGCUUGCCCUCCGACCCCCAUCUGACCUGGAGCAGGAGCUUCGCAAGAGGCAGCAGAGACUGCAGGAGUACGAAAUGGAGGAGAUAAAACGUCGAGAAGGUCAGGAGAACGUCCCUGAGUUUGUGCGGGUCAAGGAAAAACUGCGGCACAUACAAAUGUCUGAGCAGAACGACUGAAAGGACAACACGGCAGAGUUGUGAACUUUCUCUGGACGUUUAUUCCGAGCUGUGAAUAAGUGUAUUAACAGCCAGGCUUCUCUCUGUAUUAAUUAUAAAUCUGUGUAUAGAUUUAGAUCACAUAUACAAGCUAAGAUACAGGCUAAGAAUACACUGUAGAUUACUUGUGUAGGCUGUGACGAGAGAUCUGGUGUUGCCCACAUUAGUCAUGUAGCUUUAUUAAAUCCAAGAAUUAUAAUUGAAUGUAGCUUAUAAAAUAGUAAUGUAGCAUAUUUUUUCUAUUUUCUCUUUUUUACUUAAAAAAUAAAAAUAAAAACUUUUGAACAUUG